Molecule: messenger RNA, 6170 nt
Organism: Candoia aspera
Lineage: Eukaryota; Metazoa; Chordata; Lepidosauria; Squamata; Candoiidae
Gene: NFX1
Product: nuclear transcription factor, X-box binding 1
Exons: 24
Coding region: 91-3432 (1113 amino acids)
Biological process (GO): negative regulation of transcription by RNA polymerase II
Cellular component (GO): nucleus
Molecular function (GO): zinc ion binding; RNA polymerase II transcription regulatory region sequence-specific DNA binding; DNA-binding transcription factor activity, RNA polymerase II-specific
Source: RefSeq, a predicted model, not a curated record
GCAGGAUCGCUUCGGAGUAGACUCGCGGAAGGGCGGGAGCUAGGCUAGUUGAGGCGGCGGGUCGGCUGUUAGUGUGGUUGAGCGCGAGGCAUGGCGGAGGCGGCGCUGCCAAACUCAGGUGUCUUAAAUCCAGAUGCAACUGAUUUUGUUCCAAGGGAAAGGCAAAUUUUCAGUCCAAGUUGGAGCAAUCAGUCCAGGCUGGAAUUUGAUUGUGAUUCAAGCAGAAAUUCUUUACCUCCUCCUGUUCAGCCUAGGCACAGUAAAUGUGAAGAUUCAGUUACAGAUCAUAACACUUUCUACAGUCUAGAAAGCCAGCAAAGAUGUCAGCCAGAUUCUUCACAAUUCAACAGUAUGGGUAAAACUAAAAGCAGUAGCUUACAUAGUCAGCGGUGGCAAAGAUCAAGAAAUGAUCGCACACAUGGGAAAAAUCAAAUAAAGCAAAUAACUGCAGGGAGCACAGAGGAUUCUCCAUGUUUAGACACUAGAUUAAUUGUAGGACGUAGGAUGAAUCAUAGAGAAUACAGCGAUUUCUCUUCAGACAGUGAAAAAGAAGCUGCUACUGCAAAUAACAGAGGAGCAAAGCCCAAGAAGACAUAUUUGAUGCAUUCACGUGGAAGAGGAUUGAAAGAAAAAGAGAAACAUCCACCUGAGAGGGAAAAAAGAAUAUCAACUAAGUGGAAAGAAAAGGACUUCGAAAAUAUACCAGCAGUAGAUCUGACCCAAUCAGACUCUUCUGAAGCAUCUCUUGGAAAAGCAGUAUCUGAUGGCUUUUCUGACAAUAGCGUUGCAAGAAGAAAAUACCCUUUUGCAAACAGACAUUUUAGGGAACCUGCAUGGAAUAAAGAGACUGGCAAAAAACAAGAUACAUCCAGAAGUAAAAAUUCAAAACAUGUUAAGAAUGCAUCCCUUCCACAUCCUCCCAGAGAACGCACCAGUGAGAAGAGGAAAGAAUCUGUGCUGCAUGAAAGAGGCCCAAACUUAGUGAGUGUGGUAGAGAGACAGCCGUUCUGUGAAGCAGCUACACGUGAUGGGAGGAAACCGCUUCUUCAAGAAGGAUAUAAAAACAGGCGCUGGAAAAAGCAAAACGAUGCACCAAAGAACAAGGAAACUCAUACAGGGUCUCUGAUAGAGCAGCUUACCUCAGAAAAAUAUGAAUGUAUGGUAUGUUGUGAGGUGAUCCGUGUGGUAGCCCCAGUUUGGAGCUGUCAGAAUUGCUAUCAUGUUUUCCACUUAAGCUGCAUUAAGAAGUGGGCAAGAUCUCCAGCAGCACAGACUGAAGAUGGUAACAGUGGCUGGCGAUGCCCUGCAUGUCAAAAUGUUUCAUCUCAAGUUCCUAGUAUUUAUACCUGUUUUUGUGGCCGGGUAAAAAAUCCUGGAUGGAAUAGAAAUGAAAUACCACAUAGUUGUGGAGAACUGUGUAGAAAGAAAAGAUCAGCUCAAGAUUGUCCACAUUUAUGUAAUAUACUUUGUCAUCCAGGACCUUGCCCAUCCUGUCCUGCUUUUAUGACCAAAAAAUGUGAAUGUGGACGCACAAGCCAUUCAGUUCGCUGUGGGUAUUCUACUGCAAUUCAGUGUACUAAUAUAUGUGGGAAUAUUUUGAAUUGUGGUAAACAUAAUUGUACCCAGAUAUGCCAUUCGGGAAAAUGCCAUUCAUGUGAAUUGUCUGUAAAACAAGUCUGUUACUGUGGGAGCACCUCUCGAGAAGUGUUAUGUGGAGCAAGUGAAGAUUGGUUUUCAUGCCUGAGAACUUGUGGGAAAAAAUUAUCCUGUGGAAUGCACAGUUGUGAGCAAGCGUGCCAUCCACAGCCCUGCCAACCCUGUCCACGGCUUCCACAAAUAGUGCACUGUUGCCCUUGUGGACAGACUCCUCUUAGUAAAUUACUAGAGUUGGGGUGCACAGAACGUAAACUCUGCACAGAUCCUAUCCCAUCAUGUGGAAGAACAUGUGGAAAACCUUUACCUUGUAGUAGCUAUGAUGCUGUACAUACAUGUGAAAAUCUCUGCCAUGAAGGCGAAUGUGGGCAGUGUUCUCGCACAUCAAAGAUCUACUGCAGAUGUGCCUUAAAAAUAAAGGAAGUUCCAUGUGCCUCUCUCAAAAAUCAAGUUAAAGUUGCAUUCUUGUGUGACAAAAGAUGCAACAAGAAAUUAUCAUGUGGACGACACAAGUGUAAUGAAACAUGUUGUGUGGAUAAGGAGCACAAGUGCUCUUUGAUUUGUGGCCAUAAACUCAAUUGUGGUAUCCAUAGAUGUGAGGAACCUUGUCACCGUGGCAAUUGUCAGAAGUGUUGGCAGACCAGUUUUGAGGAAUUAACUUGUUAUUGUGGUGGAUCAGUGAUUUAUCCCCCAGUACCUUGUGGCACUCGACCACCAGAAUGUAAAAAUUCAUGUACCAGACCUCAUGAAUGUGAUCAUCCAGUAUAUCAUUCCUGUCAUAGUGAAGAGAAAUGUCCACCAUGUACAUACCUUGUUCAGAAAUGGUGCAUGGGAAGGCAUGAAUUACGGAGCAAUAUUCCUUGUUACCUCACUGAUAUUUCCUGUGGUCUUUCCUGUGAUCGCAUGUUAAAAUGUGGAAUGCACAAAUGUAAAAGGAUCUGUCACAAGGGGGAGUGCCUCAUAGAUGAAGAGUGUAGACAGCCAUGCACUAUUCUUAGACUUCACUGUAAUCAUCCAUGUACGUCUCCAUGCCAUCCAUCUUUACCUUGUCCUACAACUUCUUGCAGUUCAAAGGUUGAACUUCAGUGUGAGUGUGGAAGAAAAAAAGAGUCUAUGAUUUGUUCAGAAGCAGCAAGUACUUAUCAAAGAAUAGCUGCAAUAUCUAUUGCCUCUAAGUUAACAGAUCCACAGCUUGGAGAUUCAGUAGAGAUAAGUAGAUUGAUUACCAAAAAAGAAAUGAAGCAAAGCAGGUUGCAGUGUGAUGAAGAAUGUUUGGCUCUUGAAAGAAACAGACGGUUUGCUGAGGCUCUUCAUAUAGACGACAGUUCUGACCCUUUCAAUGUUCGUGUCUCUGCACCCAAGUACAGUGAUACGUUAAAAGAGGAUGGAAGAAAAGAUUUAAAGUUUGUCAGUGAAGUUGAGAAAGAAAUGAAAGCCCUUAUAGAAGCAGUCAAUAAGAGCAAGCACACAAAGAAGAGUCAUUGUUUCCCACCCAUGAACCGAGAACACCGUCGAAUCAUCCACGAACUUGCUCAGGUUUACGGCAUUGAGAGUGUGAGCUAUGAUAACGAACCAAAGCGCAAUGUUGUUAUCAGUGCGGUGAAAGGGAAAUCAGUUUGCCCAGCAGUUACUCUGACAUCACUACUUACCAAGGAGAAGCAGGCCAGGCCCCCCCCACCUAUUCCUCAUCACAAACAGUCAGAAAAGCAUGGGAAUAGCAGCACAGAGAGACGAUUCAAAGAAGAGACAGUUAUUGACUAUUUUGAUGUACAGGACUGAUCAGAUUUACAUGGAAUUAUGCUGUUGAAAAUUGGAAGUGAAGCUACAAAUGUGUUCAGGAUCAUUUUUGUCAAAAUACAUUCUGUUUUUGUGUAUUUGAAGUUCAUCAUGCAAACAGCAGAAAAAAAGGAAUGGUUCAUCAUUUUUAAGUAUGGCAAGGUAGAAUAUUAAUAACCAUUUGUGGUUGAAUAAUUUUUAAUGGGAUGUGGUCACAAUUGUAUAUGUGCAUCUACAGCCAGCUUCGUAUGUAAAUCUUUGAGCGGUUCAUCAGAGGUAUGUAAGGAGUUCUUGGUACAACAUAGAUUCUUUUUCAUGUUUGUGGGUCACAAGGAGUAGUACAAGGGGUAGUACCGGCAAGCAUGGCUUAUUCUUCCUCUCUUACAGUCAUAAAUAUGUGAGGGAAGAACACCCAAAAAAAACUAGUAUAAAAAUUUCAGCAGAAAGAAACAUACAGUAAUUGUGUGAGUGAGAGUUCAGAUUAUAUUGAUAAAUUCAGAUGAACUGCUAAAAAACUAAGGUUAAAAUCAUACACAACAAGAACUAGUCCAUUAAGAGUUUCAGAUUCAUGCAGUUAGUCACAAUAGAAUUGAUGAGUCAAGAAACUGGCAAUCAUAGUUUGUUUCUUAACUUUGGUUGCCUUUUUCAUUGCUCUUUCUUUUAAAUGCUAGAUACUUUCAGAUGGUGAGUAUAUAGUAUGGAAGGAAUUCUGUGGUUCUUCUAAUGUGACUACAAUACAAUUCCCAGCAGCUCAAGACAGCAUAGUCAGCAGUAAAGGAUGUGCUGGAGAGCCAUAGCUUUUCUACUCCGUAUAUGGUUAGGAGAAUGUUCACUUAGUAAAUUUAUACUUUUUGCAUGAAAAUUUGUUUUCCUUUUUCUUAGUUAAAAGUAGUGUAUAGAAUUAUGUUUGACUGUGGUGAUAACACAGCUAUGUUUAAAUUGGUGAUUCUCAGCACAGAAAGAAAUUAUGGACAUGCAUAAAUGAAUGAAGUGGUGGUGGAAAGUUUUCAACAAUGUUCUGUUCCUGGAGAGCUUUCAAUUUCCUUAAUAUCUUCCUUCUAUUUCAUUUUCCUUGUGCAAGAAAUUUCUGAUGUUAAAAAUGUGUUAUCAGGCCACCACCAUGGUGUGGAAGAAUAUUAUAUGAAGAUAAUUCAGUUGCUUUGAUUUUGUAAAUUGGUAGCCUGUUUCCACAAAAUGUCUGUGACAUCUUACUCAUGUAGGAUAUCCUGAUGUUUUCUGGAUAAUAUUUUUGGUUCAUUAAUACAUUGCAAAUAUAUUAAUUUCUGGUUUAUAUUUCAGUGAGAAAAAUAACAUGAAUACACAUUUUAUGGCUUGAGAAUUGUAACAUGAGAAAUGGUCAUAUCACAAAUUUAGGAAUAUGAUUGAAGGACCAUACACAGAGGAGUUGAGUUAAAUAAUAUGACAUGUAUUUACACUUAUUAUAAUGAAUUCUAGUUACUUGCUCAUAUAUAUUUAGGUAGCCCAUGACAAAAUACAAACUAGCAUUCUUAUAGACAUGUCUUAUCAAAGGAAUGAUAGAACAUCAAUAAUUUGUUAUGUAGAACCCUCUUGGCAAUAUGCCUGAAAGUUAAGCAUUUUUCUGCCUUUUCCAAAUACCCCAGAACACAGUCCAUUCCAUUUUACUACUGAUAUGCUGAAAUUGUGCUGGUACCUCUCCAGUGUAUAAGUUGGUUUCCUGCACUAUAGGGACUGUGCAUACAUGAAAAGUUCUUGUGUCUCCAAAAGGUAUAGACAGAGUAUAUUAAAUUGGUUGAUGAGUUACCACGUUUGCUUGAAUGCUAGGUAUAUGUGAACUUCAAAUAAAACUAAAGAAGAAUGUAGAUCUAUUGGAAUGUAUGUCAAUGUGGAGUCCAAGUGCUCAUCCAAUAAACUACAAUAUAAGCCAAUUGUAUCUUUACAGAGGAAGGAUGUAGAUGCACAUUUCUAUUCAUUGCUUGUUCUAAACAGAAUUUUUAUAUCUGCAUAAACUGAUAAGUACAGGGUACUAACUAAAAGCAAUAUUUGCUUGUGUAUGUGCACUUGUUAAUAAGGAGUCACAUACGCUGAAAAGUUUAUUCAUUUUCAGUACUUUGCACUUUUUAUUUAUGUGACUUGUGGUUUCAGAGUGAUCGAUCCUGCUGUUGCUUGGUGAAAAAGUGCCAUAAAAACAUUAAGGGGUUAAACAGGUAUUUAUUUUUAGUGGUUUGGCUAAACCUUGAUAUUUUCACGAAGAGUUGAUCUCUCAGCUCUUUUUAAAUUAAAAUUUUCAUUUAUUCAUUUCUGAUUUAGUUUUUGCAAUUAUGACUAACUGAGAGGGAGAAGUCUGUUUAGAACAAGUCUUUGUACACUGUUCUUUCCUAAAAUUAUGGACAGUGCAAUUGAGUUUAUAUAUGCAAAUAGUGCAGAUGAAAAUUCAGGAAUGUGGCUUAGUAAUAGGUGUAUAUAUAUAUAUAUAUGUAUUCAGAACUGCUCAGACUAUUCAAUGUUCUGUGUGCUUUGACUUCUGUAUAAUCUAAUGUGAAAAGUACUAUGGAAACCAUUCUUAAUGCCAUUUCACAUGAUACAACUUAUGAUGAAGUAAAAAAAAAUACUGGUAUAUGAUUAAUUUUUAAUACAUUAUUUCAGUCUUUACAUUCACAAAUAUACACAUUCUGCUUGCUUUCAAUUUCAGUGGUGUAAUAAAUGGCUGACUUUAUGAAUCUGAAAUAGAAGUCUGUAAUAAAGUACAAAAUCUCUGAUGG